AUGGCAACAACAUUGGAACAUCUCUCUGUCGAAUUACUCUAUGAAAUAUUUAUUUACUUUCAAUUUCACGAAGUAUUCAAUAUUUUUUCGAAACUUAAUUCAAAAUUUGCGGCUAUUAUUCAUAAAACGCCAUUGAUGUCCGUUUACUUGGGUUUCAAUGGCAUGAGUAUAGCGCUAACCGAAUUUUAUUAUAGAUAUUUAUCACAGCCAAACAUUGAUAAUCGUCUUAUUUCAUUAGAUGUCUCAGAUACAUUAGCUAUUGAUAAUGGCUUAUGGUCAGCUGAAAAUGUAUCUACAUUUAUCAAUCUUCGUCAUCUAUUGGUCGUUAAAUGGGACCGGGGGAUAUUUGAGAAAAUUUUCUCACAAGUUUUUCAGAAGUAUUAUUUAUUAAAUACUGAUUAG
Messenger RNA from Rotaria socialis, 402 nucleotides. The record is from the annotation of a GenBank genome assembly. NCBI's taxonomy places the organism in Eukaryota, Metazoa, Rotifera, Eurotatoria, Philodinida, Philodinidae.